CUGUGGAUGACUCAAUGAUCUCUGUACCCCUUUAUGACUUCUCUGCCUUUUUUUGCCACAGACAGGAAAAAUGAAGCUUCUUCUUGUGCUCUGUGCCCUCUGCCAGUUGUUUUUCUCCUCCUCCUCCUCCAGCUCCUGUGGCAUUCAGCACCCCCGGUUCAACAGGACUAAAGCCCACACAUGGGGCCCAAGAUGGAAAGAAGCCCUGAAAGCACCAUGGUUAGUGAACAUCAUCGGCAAUGGCAGGAAAUGCCAAGGAGUACUGGUGAGCAAUUGGUGGAUCCUGACAGCAGCCAACUGCUUCCUCCUGAUGAAGCCAAGCUAUGUGGAGCUGACUGGGGCUUAUGGGCGUUUCUUCACGAUUGCAGUCGACCAGUUCCGGACACAUCGGGGCUUCACCUGGGAUACAUCACCCAAUAAUGAUGUAGGACUCAUUCGGCUUGGCCAUCCAGUUGAUUUAAGAAGGAAAGACAUCUGGCCGAUCUGUAUUCCUCACAAGCAAAGACCUUCCGACACACUGGCAAAAUGUAAAAUAGUUCAACGAGACCGAUCUGAAUCCAGGAGAUCAUUGCUGAAAGAGCUCUUCGUAUACCUUUUGGUGACAUCAGAAUGUGCUGUGCACUGGCCUGACACAACAAAACGAUGGAACUUGUGUCUUGCAAGAAGGACGUCUAACCACAUGGACUGCAAGGUGCCUGUAGGCAGCCCUGUGAUCUGUCGUGAGCCAAAAAAUAAGGGCUGGGAGAUGAUGGGCAUUGUGAGCCAGAGCUUGCAUGACUGCACAGCUCCUGUCCUGGCUUCCCAGCUUGGACCCCAUAUGCGGUGGUUGCUGCAAGAAGGAGCAACGAUGAAUUCUCUUCAUCCACACCGUACCAAGACUGUUGAUCAUACACGGGCACCAUGGCUGCAGGUCAUAGACUAUCUUUCCCAGCAUUUUAGCAAGGAACAUCCUGAAGGACAGUCAUCCAAAACACACCAAAAGCCAUCUUUAAAACCACACACAACUACUAGCCAGCCUUCCCCAGGACCCCUACAAGUGCCUGUAAUGCUCCCCGAUGCAAAACAGCCACCUGAAGUAUCUCAAACAACCAGACAACCAGAGCUGGAAACAACCGUGAUAGCAGAAUGCACAGCAGCAGAAGCUACAGAACCAAUGACUACAACAGCUACCCCUGCUACAACAGCUACCCCUGCUACAACAGCUACCCCUGCUGCAACAGCUACCCCUGCUGCAACAGCUACCCCUGCAGUGUUCUUCACACUUGUAAAUCCUCCGACAGUAAGACAACCUCCCACAGUAGUCACUGAAAUCAUCGUUGUAGAACCCCCAAGAGUCAAGCAACCAGCACCUGAAACAACCACAACAGAUUCCCCACCCCAAACCACUCCAGAACCGCAUGUAAUACUUCUAGUUGCAUCAGUCAAUCAAACACCAUCUGUUGCAACCUCCACACCUAACCAACCAUCAUCUGUAAUACCCACAUCCUCAGCUGCACCAACUGCCGUACCGUUGCCUCAUGUAAUCAUCAUACCUGCUACCACAGAGCUAUCAGAACGGCUGGCAUCUCUAGAGUCUCCUUUGGCCUCUCCGGACGCUAUAAUAGUGCCUCCUACUGCACAGCCCCCUUCAUCCAAACCUCCAAGUGACAUCAAGCAAGGCGGACCUCUUCGUUUCAUUGCAGCUGGGCCACAGUUCCCCAAGAGCAAACGCGAUGAGUCCACAUUUCCUGAUACUUCUGUAUCAUUAGUUAGCCCACCUGCUACGGCCAUCCCUUUCCUUCCCAGCUUGGAACCCUCCACGCAAGUGCCAAUGAAGCAAUGUGAGUUGGAUCUGGCUUGGGACGGUGCCUCCAAUACCUACCAGCUUAACAAGCUGUCAGUUCUGAUGGAAAGCAGAGUGACGGAGCACAGAGUUGAAUGUGGGCUGCGGCCUGGAUUUGUGCCCAAAUGCCCAAGCUGCUCUGAGGCUGAGAUGGGUGAGUUUCCCUGGAUUGUCUCUCUCAAGCUGUCCAUCCAACACUUCUGUGCUGGCACCAUUCUCAAUCCCUGGUGGAUUUUAACCACAGCCAAUUGUGCCAACCUUAUAAAGAAUUCAGAGCAAUUGGCAGAGGUGCAAGCUGGGCUGGUAGACGUCUCAGAGGCAGUGCAGCUAGUGCCAGUCCGCCAGGCUGUGACACACCCUUAUUCGUUGGCCAACCAGGAUAUUCACAACUUGGGGCUUUUGGAACUGGAGAAACCACUACAAUUUGGGCCUCUUGUAGCUCCCAUGUGUCUCUCGGACAAGGCAGAUUCGAUGGAUGAUUUCAGAAAUUGUUGGCUGCCGGGCUGGACUGUGCUGGAGGGAGGCCCCACCACCCUGCUGCGACGUCCCCUAGAUACCCUGAUCACCAGCAAUUGCAACGAGCUUGGACCACAGCUCUCCAGUGCCAUCUUCUGUAUGGAGGCCCAUAGGGGUCAAGGAGGAGUCUGCAAGGGUGAUGUGGGCUCCCCACUGAUCUGCCCUGACCUCAAGAGUGGGGCCUGGCUUCAGCUAGGGGUAUUGAGCAGUUUUGAUGAAGCAUGUUUGCGCCCCUAUGUCUUCAGCAGUCUGUCCAAUUACCUGCCCUGGGUGGAAAGUGUCACACAGAUUCCAGGGCAUCCUGACAACUUUGCAUUUCAGUGGAACCUUAGAAUGCAGCAGGAACCAGAGAUCUUGGUGAAACAGAUCUCAGCGCAAUUCUCCCAGCCUUGGCAAGUACUUGUUGCCACAUGUAGGAAUCGGAAAUGUGGGGGCUCAAUCCUGGACCAGAACUGGGUGCUGACCACAGCACAUUGUGUUCAAGAGGCGGACGAAGAAAACACAGCUGUCUUUGUGGGGCUGACACACCCCAGCGGCUAUGCCAAGGGGAUCCGUGUGGCUGCAGUUCACCCUUAUGAGAGCAAUCUCACUAGUGAUAACAACAUGGCUCUAUUGCUCCUCCAGCAACCCAUCACCUUUGACCCAUAUGUCACUCCUAUGAUCUUCACCGUGAUGAAGUCCUGGCAUAGCUGCAAAGUGAUGGGGCUACAAAUGCUGGAACCUGGUGAAGUUCCGAUUGAUCCCACGGCAUACCCCAUCAAAGUUCUAUCACCCUCGGAAUGUGCCAAGGAACUUCCAGGGGCCAGUCCUGCUAUGUACUGCAUUUUAAGGAACACAGCUAGUCAAUCACCUCCUCUUCCUGCUGUAGCAGAGGGUGCAGCCCUUUUGUGCCACUUGAAGGCCAAAAGUGAGACCUGGAGCCAGAUUGGCUUGACGAGUGAGCCCUUCCCGGGAUCCCAUCCGGUUGUUCUGGCCUCCAGCAUCACCUCCUAUUUGGACUGGGUAGAAGAAACAUCCCAAAAAAGCAAGCAGCUGUUAUCCCCGACCACUGGCAGAGCAGCCUGUAGGCCCAGCAGCUGGGGCCUCCUCCUGAUUCUGUCACUGUUUGGUGGGGCGGAGUUGGGUUGAACGAAGGAGAGGAUGCGAUGGCAACUAGACACUGGAACCAUCUCCAGACAAUGCUCUCCCAGACUUAAAACAAAACCAAAACAGAAUGUGCUCUGGUGGGUACCAAGGGCGCUGAGUGGAGGUUUGGCUUCAGUGGCCUCGCUCACCAUGUUCCAGGUGGCCCCCAGCCGGUAAGGACUUUGGGGUUCUGCCCGUGAGUGCUGGAUGAAGCAUAGCUGAUGCUGCCUCCGCCGCUGGUCAGCCUGGGCUCCGUCUGGAUGGGCUUCCUGGUCUGGAUGAGCUCCUUGGGGCAACGGCGUCACAUGGAGGCCUGUCUUAGGAGCAGCCAAGUCUUGUAGGCUACUGUGGACUUCCCUAUCAGCUCUUACUUCUAUAGCUGCACAAAUAGCAAUUAUGCUAAAAAGGACAGAGACAUUUUGGAGUUCAUAAGGCAUCAUCCUUAGGAUUCGAAGGAAAAAUGUAAGAAAACCAUGGCAUCAACUCUGGAGAAUUUCCAUCCAAUUUGCUGACGACUUUGCAGGCACCUACUGCCUUUUUCAGUGGCACUUGUCUCCCAGCACUAUUCUCCCGUGUGGGAUUUGCAACAAUUGGAACCAUACCCCUGAUUUUACAUAUGUGGAAUAUAAUCUCAUCAUUAAAGCUAUGAAUAAUACACAUAAACACACAUUGCUAUAAGCAAGGCAUCUCCUGAAUGAAAUGACUGGUGAGCAGAUGGAAUGGGAGCAAAAGGGAUACUUCCACAGUGUGGAUCAGUUGACGGCCUGCUGUGGGCCAGAUUUGACCUAAGAACUAUCAGCUGCUGCCUGCUGCCUUAGAGUCACAGGGACCAUUCAAGUCUCUCUCUCUCUUUUGAGGACACUAUGGAAAGUGUGGCAGAAUCACUGACAGCAGGGGGUUGGAGAAGAGGGGAUAGAAGGUAUUCAUCUUCCUGCCUCAUAUAGGUGUGGGGCAGAGGAGACACAAGCAGACAAAUCUUACAGACAUGGAGGGAAAGGUGGGGGAGGAAUACCUGGCAUUCCACAGUGAGGACCCCCAGGGCUGGAAUCUGUGAUUUACCUUCCUUCUGAUCUGCCGUGUAAUGUUAAGUUCCCUCCUCCACACCUUGCCUCUUUCCAGCUUUUAGUCCUGUGUUUCAAGCUGCUGAGACUGUUCUAGUCUCACAGAUUUCCUAAUCCUCUCCAUUUUAAUUAGGGGAGAGGCAAAAUUACCAAAUUUUUAUUGUAGGAGGAAACUGAAAAUGGUGUUAGCACACAGCAGAAUUAGCUCCCAUAUCUGGAGUAAUCAGCGAUAGAACCCAGCACUUCUCUUUGUAAAACCUGGUUCCUCCUCUAACUUGAAUGCCCCCUCCAAGUGGUGCAGCCACAGUAUAAUUCUCCAAAUGACCUGGCCACACAUUACAGCUAAAAGAGAAGGGGAAGCUCACCAGGGCCCUUGCAGGUUUCAGGUCUUUGGGGGUGGGGGUCCUGAGCAGAAGACAGUCAAGGUGGAUGUGCAGUGGAGCACAUCAUGGUUAGCCUGGACCCAAAUGGUUGGGCACACCGCUUGGAAGUCUCCUUCUGGUUUUGCCAGCAAGCUCCUCCAUCUUACAGAGCUACCUGCAAGGGCCCAAAAUGAAGACUGGGGAAUGUCCUGUGUCUGUGGAGGCAGCAAGGACCGGGGCCUCUGAUAUUCUUCUUAUCAGAGAUUUGACUCUGCUGUCGUUUGGGAGAGAUUUCCCAGCCCAAGGAAUGUGAUCUGGGACCUAUACUCCUCUAGGGGAUGUGGGUUCCCCCAUUCCUGAGCUGUUCCCCCCCCCGGUCCCAUCUGCCUUCACCCUGUUUGCGCUCCAGAGAGUGUUGCUAGGAGCCUCUGUCCCCAUGGAACGCCUUCCACAAGCACCUGCUGGCAAUGGGAAUAAUCACAGCCCCCUCCCCUAAUCAGGCUCAUUUCUCUCUUGUCUCUAUCAACAUAUCCUGUUCCCCCAUUAGUGAUGCCCCCUACAGCCCCCUUCCAUGAGGUUGGGGGACCUGGAGCCGUGGGAACCAUUCCUGCUGUGUGUAGCAAGCACACAAGAUGGGGAGGGAGACAGGAAUAGCUCGUGCUUGGGCAGCAAAUCCUAACAAUAAGACUGUAGCAUGAAAAGAGGCAUUUGCACUAGGCUGGGAAAUUUGGACAUGAGAUGGGGGAGGGUAACCCUUCAGCAUGUGUAGGCAAACAAGAUUUCCCCACUCUGCAUUGCUAUUUUUUUCUUUUUAGAAUUUACUUUUUAACUGGAACAUUAUCAGUAGAAGUUCCUAACAUUCUGCAUCUGGUAUGAAUGCUCAGGAACCCAGAAGACUCAGGACUAAGAAAUCACCCCCGGUAUUUAAAAAACACACACACACACAAAGUAUUAUGUCACAGGCAAUAUUUUCUUGUAUGAUGUUUUCUUUAGCCAAUCUAGAAAGGGUGUUGGCUUCCUGUACUUGGGAACAGAGGCCUUCUAGAGGUCAGGUGGUAGUGAGCCUUUUUGGGGAGAACAUCCAUGUAGCCUUUUGGUGUCUUCUGCACCCUUUAAAGAGAGACCUGUAAAAUUUGUGGAAAGCUCAGUGAGAUACACUAACUCAGUAUUUCAACAGCCCAGAGGUUCCCAACCUUGAGUCCCCAGAUGUACUACAACUCCCAUCAUCCUCAGUCACAAUGGCCUUUCCCAUCAUCCCCAGUCACAAUGGGGUUAUGGGAUUUGUAGAACAUCAUCAUCUGGGGACCCAGGCUUAUCUGGGGACCCUGUGUUAGCCGAAGAUAGAGGUAACCCUCACCCUGCUCACAUAAACUGAGCUGACAGGACUCCAUUGAUUCAAACAGGUUGAAGUCUUUACCUAUGUGGAAUAAUUCUAUUGCACAUGGGCAUCUAUUGAAUCAGUCUAAAAGUCCUUUGUUUAUGGGCACAGAUUAUGAGAGAAAUCAGCACCCUUUAUGUAUUAAGAACAUAUUAUCCACAGGGAUGUGAUAUAAAUUGAAAGGAUCACUAUGCCAACUCAUGAAUAGAUUUGCAUAUGACCUAGGUGGAUUGAUUGGUUUCCCUUUGAGAUUCCAUGUACCAUACACAUUGUGUGACUAUAUAACAUGACUGGAUAACACAAGACUGCAUGCAGAUAUGGUAUUUCUUACAAUUAUCUCAUUCUUUUGUAUAAAGUUGUGUGUUGAC
Messenger RNA from Hemicordylus capensis (graceful crag lizard), 6632 nucleotides. RefSeq lists its product as uncharacterized. Gene Ontology annotation, biological process: proteolysis. The transcript is spliced from 13 exons. Gene Ontology annotation, molecular function: serine-type endopeptidase activity. The record is from RefSeq and is a predicted model, not a curated record. Bases 71 to 3466 code for a protein of 1131 amino acids. Lineage: Eukaryota; Metazoa; Chordata; Lepidosauria; Squamata; Cordylidae.